This is a messenger RNA of Racocetra fulgida, 756 nucleotides long. The record is from the annotation of a GenBank genome assembly. NCBI's taxonomy places the organism in Eukaryota, Fungi, Glomeromycota, Glomeromycetes, Diversisporales, Gigasporaceae.
AUGCCUAUAGUAUUACAAGUUGCUGCAGUGUGGAUAGAAGGUAAUAAUCCUAUAAAUAAUACCAAACGCGAUAUAAUUGUACAAUUGAAAAUAAUCUUAAAUGAACUAAAUAUUCCUAUAACUAAUGAAGACCUUGCAAAAAUAGAAUUAUUAAAUAAAAAACAAAAAUUAGUAUUCAAUACCAUUAUAAAUUAUAUUGAAAAAAAUCAACCAGCCGUGAUCUUUGUCAAUGGACCUGCAGGAAGUUGUGCCCAAAUCAUAAAUGCAACAUUAAAAUUUUCGCCUUUAUGGUCUACAAUAAAAAUUUUUCAUCUUUAUCAAAAUAUGAGAAUUGAAAAUAAUUCUGAAGCUAAUGCAUUAACAAAUCUCUUACAAAGAAUUGGAAAUAGAACUGAACCAACAAUAAAUAAUAGUAUGAUUCGAAUUCUGGAUCACAUAAUAAUCGAUUGGUAUAAUGAAAAUUCUUUGGAAACUCUAAUUAAAGAAAUAUAUCCACACAUCACUUUCAACUCUUCAGAAAUCUCUUACAUCACUAACAGAGCCAUACUCAUUACAAAAAAUGAAUAUAUUGACUACAUUAAUAAUAUAAUCCUAGAAAAAUUACCGGAUAAUAACAUAACAUACAAAAGUUUUGACUCUGUUCCUAAUGACAAAAAUAAUCUUUACCAACAAGAAUUUCUCAACUCAAUUACUAUGGCUGAUAUUUCUCAACAUAAACUAUAUCUCAAAAUUAACACCCAUUAUAUGACUUUGUAA